Messenger RNA from Plectropomus leopardus (leopard coralgrouper), 3874 nucleotides. RefSeq lists its product as uncharacterized. Gene Ontology annotation, biological process: regulation of gene expression. The record is from RefSeq and is a predicted model, not a curated record. Gene Ontology annotation, cellular component: nucleus. Lineage: Eukaryota; Metazoa; Chordata; Actinopteri; Perciformes; Serranidae.
AUGACCAAACUCCAGCUACUGAACGCCUACCUUACGGAGCGGCUGACGGUGGUGGUGAAGGAGAUCCUGGACGUGGUGGAGGACACAGUGACCGAGUACCGGGAGGAGACCGCCAGGACCAAGCGCGAGAACGAGAACCUGCGGAGGCAGCUGCGGGACAUCCUGCUGCUGGAGACCGAGACGGAGUGGCUGAGGUCGACCAGAUCCACUCUUGGUUUUGCGUCUCCAGAGCAGCAGUCCCAUGAACCAGAACUGAGGCCCCGCUCAGAGGAACCAGACUCCACCCUGAACCAGCUAAGACAGCCAGCAGCUAACACAGCCAAGCCAACUCAUGAGCAGGUUGUUUCUGUGCAGCUACUGUCGGUCCGCGGUGAGACAUCCCCGGGGCCUGUGCUUCCGCCAGGGGACAAGAAGCCUGCUGAUCCCUGGGAGCCAGUACUAAAAGUGGACCCUCAGAAAGAGGUGUUUGGGAAAGCUUCACCUCUUCCUUCUCACUCCUCCUUGAAUCCUCCCUCCGCAUCGGGCCCUAAGGUCCACAUUGAAAUUCCUGCACUCAGAGAGGAACCCCGGGCCCCAGCUCCUGCUCUGAUCAAAAGUGAACCCGAGGAAUACAAAGUAAGUGAACCUGAAGCUCACACAAAUUCUCCGACAGCGACUCAGGUCACACAGGAACAGUCAGCUGUCAGAAAUAGGACGGUGGUGGUACGUGCCCACCGACAUGAAGCUCAUCAAAACAAAAAGUCCUGUCAGGAGGAGGUCGCAGCUGAUGAUGUCACAGCCGCUGGUUACGUCCCCGAGCUCGUCCAUCGCUGCCCCCGCUGUGGAGAGGCAUUCGGCCAGGCCAGCAGCCUCCGCCUCCACCUGGAGCAGAAAAGAAAAACCUACGCCUGCGACUGGUGCUGCAAAUCCUUCGCGCAGUCUGCAGACUUGCGCCGUCACCUGCGCACACACACGGGCGAGAGGCCGCACCGGUGCACGUUCUGCUCCAAAAGUUUCAGCCAGAGAGGAAACCUGCGACGACACCUGCGCAUCCACACGGGGGAGCGGCCGUACAGCUGCCCGUACUGCUGCCGCACCUUCAGCGACGGAGACACCAUGAAGAAACACAAGCGCACACAUUCAGGAGAGAAACCAUACCGCUGUGUCCAAUGCUCCAAGACCUUUACCAGCGCCAGCGGACUACAGAUACACUUAAAGAAGGACAUGUGCUUUGUGGCCAAUGCCUGAAUGGUCAGAGAGAGUAAGAGGCUGCGAAAGGUUCACAUAAAGACACACCACACAGCGUAAAUUCUUCUCCUAAUGACAGGAUGUGAGCAUUACAAGCCAGUGGGCUUCCAAAUAUACACCACAGAAUUAGAAUCUGUGUGUGGCGGUAGCUGACGUCAUGUUAUCUUGUUCAUGUGUCCCUAUCUUAUCAUUCUGCCUCUUUUAAUUUGGACACUUUUUCAGGUCUGAACGCAGUGUAGGCGUAACACGUCAUGAGUUUUGUUUUUUUUUUCUUAACAGUAUUUUAAGGAUUUUAUUGCCACUUUUACACAGAGAUGCCUCUAUAGGGCUGCAAUGAAGUCCCCCUUUUAUACCGCCCCUGCACUUUUACACAGAAUGAACCGUCAGCAGCAUCAGUCCACUCCUAUGUAUGAUGAUAUGCAUCGCAGCAUCUCACAAUCAAAGGAGGCAUGAGGGGUGUGACAUUUAACACACAAGUGGCUGCCUGUAGCAUGACAUAAAACAAAGGCAUGGCACUUUAAUCACAAUCAUUACCCUCUCUGUGUCUCCCGCAGUGGGUUGCACACAUUAACAUGCUGUCAAAACUCGGGCCGCACAUGGUCAUGUCUUUCUGUCUUUACAUUUUACACAGGCCUCAUUACGGCACUGUUACUUCCUUUGUUCCUGGUUCAGAGGUGAAAUCACUCUGUUCCCCCUUUACAGGAUCAGACAUUAUAUACAGAACAGCGAGGCGGGAUAAUGGCGCAAUAUUCCUGCCUUGAACAGGCAGUGUAAAUGGGGCUUAAGUGGAGGUGGAUAGUUGACAUGUCGAUCCUGCAACAGUGGAGUUGCAGGGUUGAUACUUGAUCCAUCAGUCUAGCCAGAUCGACAGGUGAGAGGAGCAGCUGCUGCAGAGGCCAGUGAAAGAAAAUUUUUAGACCAAGCGCAGUAAACAUUUAAGUUUCACUUUCACUGCAUCUAACGUUUGUGCCCAGAGUACGCUCUGCACUCUGAGAUUAUGGUGCAAUGAAUAUGCAAACUGUAUAUAUAUAUAUAUAUAUUCCAAUAUGUAUACUCUUAAUGAGCAGUCUAGGUCCAGAAAUAUAAAAUCAAUAUAUGGCGGCAGAUCUUUUAAUCGUUGCAGGCCACCACAAAUACAUGAAUGGUGUGGGGAGCCCUGCAGCUUUUAUUUGAAUACACAGUUUCUUUCCCAAUUAAGAGUAUUGCAGCAUUAUAAACACAUUUGACAAAAGAAUGUUAAAAAAACAUAAUGACAGAGAAAAUGAUUCUAUUCUAUGAGUUUAGUAGAUCAGUAGAGAAUUAUAUUAUUACACUUGUCAGUGCAUAAUGUUAAAAUAUAAAAGUUAAUCUGCUUAAGACAGACUGCAACCACAGCAACCUGCCACAGCUACAUAUAAUAGGCUUAAGUACUUCAACAUGGUCGUAAACCAAUGUGAACCAGUGGAUAUUACUGUAAAAUUAAAUUCAUUAAUACACUUUUAACACAUUUAGAUUAUAGAUUAUCUAUAAAGAUGGACAAGGUGUCUCCACCUCCUCCCACUCUACAAAAAUGAAGCCAGCCGACCAAUUAUGAGCCCACCAGUUGGCACACAUACUGUAGCUGUCAAUCAUGAUGUCAACCCCCUUUUUUGACAUUAAAUAACUCAUUAAAAUUGAACUAAUAAGAAAAACGAUCACUUCAACAAACAUGAGUGAUAAGAACUAUAUUAAAUGACAUAAACCAACUUUGGGAAAAAUGUAUUUGACAUGUACUUAGAUUUUUUUUUUUUUUUUUGGGCCCAUGGCACAUCCUCUUACAUGGAGGGGCGGGGUUUAUGAGGUAUACUGCAGCCAGCCACCAGAGGGUGAUCAAACUGUUUUGGCAUCACUUCUGGUGAGCUGUCAUGUUGUCCAUUUUUAUAUACAGUUAAUAGUUGAGAUGCAAUAAUUUUGUGUAUUUAGAUCUUGAUAUAACACACAAGCAACAACAUGUGUGUCGCCCGCUGGCUUGUGAUGCUACAGCACCAAUCACCUCUCGAACCAUAACACGCAGCCACUUAGGAAAACUAAUUGACAUUCCCGCUGAUUUUUCGUCUCUGUUGUCUCUUGCUGAGAGCCUCUAAUGCACUUUUGACAGGAUGCAGUUUUUAGGCAGCUACGAGGUCGCACUGACAUCAUACAUGCCUUCAUAUUUAUUUAUUUAUUAUUUCUUUCAUUGUACUCUCGAGCAAAUAUGUGAUAGACAGCUGAACUCGUCUGCCCUUCACACGCACGACGACAGUCUGCAGAGCAUCCAUCACAGCGUGUUCUGUCUUCACUCUGCUGUGUUUGUGAGAGUGAAAACAUGCAGUCGGCUGUGUGACAGAUUAUGUAACCGAAGGACUGAAGAAGACUUUGUGUUAUAAAUGAGACUUUCCUGCUUCAGAGCAGACUGGUUUCUGCAAUACUAAAAAUAGAAUAAUAUAUUAUUUAUUUUUUCUUUAUUUUUAAUCAGUGUUAGAAGGCUUGGACUUGAUCUCCCGCCUUAGAAGAUUCAUGUUUCCUCUGUUAGCAGACUGAAACAGUUACAGUGUGAAUGUGAGUAGAUCUUUUCUGUGUGAUAAUCAGUAUUUUGUAUUGAUGUGAAACAUCUUGUUUUUUAGACAAAAUAAAUGUUCAGUGAAACUGU